AUGUCUACCAAAGAUGAUCCCGAGGUCGAUCUCGAUGAGCGCCCGCGGGAAAAGAAGAAGAGCAAGAGCAAGCGGCCGACCUCUGAAGGUGACAAGGAGCACCGCAAAUCCGGCACACGAUCCUCCCGACACAAGAAGGAGGGUGGCAGUGAAAUCUCCCACUCGCACUCUCACUCACACCGACGUCAUCGCACGCGAGAAGAGAAGGACAAGGACAGGGACAAGGAAAAAGAACGUGCUGGAUCCACGUCGGAGCUCGUGUUCGAGUUCGGCAGGUCCCAAAACGUCGCUUGCUCGAUGAGAUCGUAUUUCGGUGCCUUACCCCGUCGUUCAGCAAGGCGCACAGCAAGAGGCUGUCAGUCGAGAAGAUCUCUCGGGCUCAGCAGCCGGCAGGCGGCGAAGAGAAGGAGCGCUCCAAGUCGGCCGACUAUUCCACCACCUCCAGAUCCAAAACGAAAGGAGGCCCGUCCCCCGAGCCCACCAGAGACGGACGUCUCCGGCAAGCGGAGAUCAGGCACGCCCGACACCGCCGCCAAGGAGGCGAGGAAAGAGCGCCCUAGCUCGAGGCUGAGCGGAAUCUCGAGGUCAGCUUCGAGGAACGAGGAAAAGUCUCGUCUGAGCACCAAGUCCAAGUCUUCCAGUCAGGCGACAUACUACAAGACAGCCGCCUACAUCCCUCCUGGCGUCCAGGAAGGGUUGGCCGCGGACCGAGGCCCUUCCCGGUCAUCGUCCAAGAGGAGUGUGUCGAGCAAAAAUGGAAGGCGAUCAGACCUUGUCGACGCCGAGUCCUCGCCGGAGAGUGCCCAGGACUCAUCCCCAAAGACGCCGACCCAGACACCUCAGUUCCCCCCAUCCAUGUUCAGCGCUGAAGACAAACCUUUCACGCCGUUUCAGGACGGCGAAAUCAGACCCCCCGACACGCCAGCAACGGACUUUGGCGGUCCUCCGCCUCCGCCGCCUCCGCCUGCCGCCAGUGUGCAGGAAGCACCCAGAGUUGACUACCUGCUUCGGAACGGCGGUCUUCCCUACGCCUUGCCGAAGAACUUUCUCGCCGUUCUGCCCCGACAGAACGGUACACGCCCUUCGAACCCUCCUCUCACAGGUGCCCAGACGCUCUUUGCGCCGUUUUUCAAUCUGUUGAACCAAUACAACACUGUCCUCGAGAAGAGCGGCUCCAUAGCCGUUGCGACGGGCCACCGGUCCGUGGCGCGCCGCCUCCUCGAUCGCCUGGAGAAUGUUUUCUCCCGUGAACUGCCACCCCACGGUUGCAGCUGCGUGGUGUGCGAUACGGGAACGGACUUGCACACAGGCCUGGGUUGGGGUGAGGUGCUCGAAUGGGUCAGCGGCCGCAUUGACCUUCCCCAGUGGCCACCGUUCGAUUUGGCCGAUCUAGGCGUGAAGGCCGCCGAGAUGUCUGCGGACCUGCCUCCUCGGCCUGAUUCACCCAUCAAAAUGGAUCCGGACAUUGCAGAGGAGUUCCGCGAGCACUACCUCCGACAGUCGAAGAAGGUUCGCGGGGCUGUCGACAAGUGGCUCAACAAGUGCGGCGACAACCACGCGCCGCCGCCGCAAGAGGUCGAUGACGAAACCCUCACAUUUGCGAUCCUGACAAACAUGGACCCCGAGGACCGGCCUUAUUUCAACGCCAUCCUGUCGGGCUCUCGGGAAGUUCAGCCCUCUCUUCGGUCUCCUACUCCGAUGCGAAGGCCACGCUCCGACUUUAUCAUCAAGGCCGGCCUGUCCCUCCAGAGGCUGUACAGACUGCAGCAGGCGCCACGUGAUGCCGAGACGGCUUCAUACCUGAUCAAGAACCCAGAGACCCACGACCUCCUCGUGUCCUUGUCCGACAUCAACACAUCCGAAUGGGAGAUUCUCACCUCUGGCAGGUUUGAUGGAUUCCUCUGGUCGGGAGCGGAUUCGGACGAUGUCCCUACUCCCACGGGCGAGUCGCGUGGCGCUACACCCGCCAGUGGGUAUUUCCCUUCCCGGGGACCGACACCCAACCUGCGAGCGACGCCGGGACUCCCAGGGUCUCGAAACACGACGCCCUUCUCCGGCGUAUAUUCGCGCGGCGCGACGCCUGCCUCGUUUGUCAGCACCUCAACAUCGGCACAGACACGGCAGGCGGUGUCCCGAGACGAGGAGAUGGAGCUGGCAGCACUGGCAGAGGCAGAGCGGGAGAUUUACCAGGGCAUGGAAGUUCUGGAAGACGCCUUUGAGGCACUGCACGAGCGGGCUGAGAUUGUUCGCACGGCGCUGCGCAACCGAGGCGCCGGUCUCAUGCUCAACCUGCAGCAUCGUAGACGGAUCGACGUGUUGCCCAACCAGCCCAACUCGGGUAACUCGCAAAACUCGGGAUACGAACGGCCGGCGUGGGCGACAGGCAGCGAGCUCGAUGCUGUCAGCGACAGCGAGUGGGGUGGUGAGGAUUUCGAGCUGAUGCCGGACGAUUCGGCCAGCAACAUCAGCAGCUCGCGACACCGACGGCCCAAGAGGCGCACCGAGCGACGGACACCUGCGCCCAUCGAGGAGGACGACGAAGAAAACUGA
Molecule: messenger RNA, 2550 nt
Organism: Verticillium alfalfae VaMs.102
Lineage: Eukaryota; Fungi; Ascomycota; Sordariomycetes; Glomerellales; Plectosphaerellaceae
Exons: 2
Coding region: 1-2550 (849 amino acids)
Cellular component (GO): nucleus
Molecular function (GO): DNA binding
Source: RefSeq, a predicted model, not a curated record